Messenger RNA from Hibiscus syriacus, 1053 nucleotides. RefSeq lists its product as uncharacterized. The record is from RefSeq and is a predicted model, not a curated record. The transcript has 3 exons. Bases 228 to 884 code for a protein of 218 amino acids. Lineage: Eukaryota; Viridiplantae; Streptophyta; Magnoliopsida; Malvales; Malvaceae.
CUAUCUAACUCAAAGCAGCCUUUCUUUUAUUCAACUCCUUUAACAUAACGCCAAGAGAUCGCUCUCUCCUCCAUCUCUCUUCCUUUUCCUAUUGCUUCUGCCUUAUGGGUUGCUGAGAAAGGGGAAAAAAAGUAGAAAGUUUCAUCCUUUUUGAUUGCUCUGAGAUUGGCUGAUGCCACGGCUCCAGAAAUUUGUAUAUAAAGUGAGAAAAGUAAAAGAAAAGAGAGAUGGGUUCAUGUGUUUCAUUGCAAAAGAGCCCUAAAGAGUCAGCCAUGAUGCUUGGACUUUCUUUUGAGUCUAAAACAGAUAACAUCGUCAUCCCACCUUCACCUGUUAAGGAGAAGCCAGCUGCCAAUGGUCACUUUGCUCUCAAAUCUCAAUCUCCCUAUUCUUUCAAGGAUUUUGGUAGUAAAGAAGAAACCUUUUUUGAUUCCCGGGCAUAUCUAGAUUCGGAUUGUGAGGAUGAUUUCUUCAGUGUUAAUGGUGAUUUUACUCCAUCUCGUGGUAAUACCCCAGUUCAUCAUAGCUUCUCCGUGGGAACUCCUCGAGUUAACAAGGCUACUGUGGAUGGAUCACCUUUGUCGGUUUCUGAAACAUCGCCAGCUGGAAAGAAAAAGAAACUCCUUGAACUGUUUCGAGAAAGCGUUAGAGAAAACGGAGAUGCAAACGAGCUGAACACCCCAAGUAACCAAGGAACCCCUUAUGCGUCUAGUGCAACCUCUCUUUGCAGUAGUGAAAGGACUGCUAAUGGAGAUAACCCCAUGUUUAAGGAGCAGCCAUUUAAGUCCAUGCAGUGUUGCCUUCCGAGCUUUGUUUCACGCAGUAGUUUUAAUGAGAGGAAGAAAAAGAUGAGCCCUGCAAUAGCUGUGAAUGAUAUGUCCUAAUACUCUUUGAUUCACCGGCGCAUAGGUCGAUGAAACUGGGAUCCCAACUUCCUACAAAUCAUAUGCUUGAGAACUAACUUCGAAGUUUUAUAAACUAGUGAAGUCGGAUCGUGGUGAUAUAUACAUACAUAUGUUAUUUCUGGAUUGUGAAGCAUGUAAAAAGCAUCCA